AUGGGUGCAGCCAUCAGACCAGCCAUGAGAGCAACAAUGAGACCAGCAGCAGCAACCCUAGGAGUAAGGGCCUAUCACCCAAAGGUGAUUGAUCACUACACAAACCCAAGAAAUGUCGGCUCGCUAGAUAAAAACUUGCCAAAUGUCGGAACAGGGCUAGUGGGUGCACCAGCAUGUGGAGAUGUGAUGAAACUACAGAUCCAAGUCAACGACGAGACUGGUGUUAUAGAAAAUGUGAAGUUCAAGACUUUUGGGUGCGGAUCUGCCAUCGCUUCUUCUUCGUAUAUGACCGAGCUAGUCCGUGGUAAGACUUUGGACGAUGCAGCAAAGAUAAAAAACACAGAAAUCGCAAAGGAACUCAGCUUGCCUCCAGUGAAGCUUCAUUGCUCAAUGUUGGCUGAAGAUGCCAUCAAAGCUGCUAUAAAAGACUACAAGAACAAGAGACAACCUACGCAAUUGAAAUGA
Messenger RNA from Kluyveromyces marxianus DMKU3-1042, 465 nucleotides. It is a transcript of the gene ISU2, whose product is annotated as putative iron-binding protein ISU2. NCBI's taxonomy places the organism in Eukaryota, Fungi, Ascomycota, Saccharomycetes, Saccharomycetales, Saccharomycetaceae. Gene Ontology annotation, biological process: iron-sulfur cluster assembly; intracellular iron ion homeostasis. Gene Ontology annotation, cellular component: cytoplasm; mitochondrial matrix. The transcript has a single exon. The record is from RefSeq and is a predicted model, not a curated record. Bases 1 to 465 code for a protein of 154 amino acids. Gene Ontology annotation, molecular function: 2 iron, 2 sulfur cluster binding; ferrous iron binding.